This is a messenger RNA of Juglans regia (Persian walnut), 3783 nucleotides long. Its product is annotated as elongation factor-like GTPase 1. The transcript is spliced from 2 exons. Gene Ontology annotation, molecular function: GTPase activity; GTP binding; ribosome binding. Gene Ontology annotation, biological process: cytosolic ribosome assembly. The record is from RefSeq and is a predicted model, not a curated record. NCBI's taxonomy places the organism in Eukaryota, Viridiplantae, Streptophyta, Magnoliopsida, Fagales, Juglandaceae. Bases 173 to 3277 code for a protein of 1034 amino acids. Gene Ontology annotation, cellular component: cytosol; ribonucleoprotein complex.
AGGUACUCACCAACCAAAAAUGGGAUUCGGAUUCUGUAGCAACCCUACGGCUACGGAGCAGGGCAAUUUCUCCGCAAAACAGUGUUGCAGAGAGAGAGAGGGGCAGAAAAACUCUCCGAGCUCAAGGACCCUGAAUUUGAUUUUCAGAAGAAACUCGGGAAGACAAAAGUAAAUGGGUGAAUCUGGUUCUGAUCCCGAUUCCGAGACUCGGAAAAUCCGAAACAUAUGCAUACUGGCACACGUUGAUCACGGCAAAACAACACUUGCCGACCAUUUGAUCGCUGCUUCGGGUGGCGGCGUGCUCCACCCUAAGCUAGCGGGCCGCCUGCGUUUUAUGGACUAUCUAGACGAGGAACAAAGGCGUGCCAUCACUAUGAAGAGCUCCUCCAUUGCUCUUCACUACAAGAACCAUUCUAUUAACCUUAUAGACUCCCCCGGCCAUAUGGACUUCUGUAGUGAGGUGUCCACUGCCGCUAGACUAAGUGAUGGAGCCUUGAUAUUGGUCGACGCUGUCGAGGGCGUCCAUAUUCAAACCCAUGCUGUUUUGAGGCAAUGCUGGAUAGAGAAGCUAUCGCCAUGUUUGGUACUUAACAAGAUUGAUAGAUUGAUUUUUGAGUUGAGGUUGAGUCCAAUGGAGGCCUAUACCCGGUUGUCAAGGAUUGUUCAUGAGGUUAAUGGGAUUGUUAGCGGGUAUAAGUCGGAGAAGUAUUUGUCUGAUGUUGAUGCGGUGCUUGCAGGGCAGUCAGGGGACACGGGUGAUGAGGAGAGUAGUGAGUUUGUGGAGGAUGAUGAGGAGGAUACGUUUCAACCCCAGAAGGGGAAUGUAGCUUUUGUAUGUGCCUUGGAUGGGUGGGGUUUUGGAAUUCAUGAGUUUGCUGAGUUCUAUGCUUCAAAGCUUGGGGCAAGUGCUGCUGCAUUGCAGAAAGCUUUGUGGGGUCCUCGGUAUUUCAAUCCGAAGACAAAGAUGAUUUUGGGAAAGAAGGCAAUUGGUGGAGGAAAUAAGGCAAGGCCUAUGUUUGUUCAGUUUGUGCUUGAACCGCUUUGGCAGGUUUACCAGGCGGCUUUGGAUGCUGAUGGGGACAAAGCGAUGCUGGAGAAAGUGAUCAAGUCAUUUAAUUUGUCUGUGCCGGCUCGUGACCUUCAGAACAAGGAUCAAAAGGUUGUGCUUCAAUCUGUUAUGAGCCGUUGGCUUCCUCUGUCUGAUGCAAUAUUAUCUAUGGUGAUUAAGUGUAUGCCAGACCCUAUUGCAGCACAGUCAUUUCGUAUUUCACGUUUGCUGCCUAAGAGAGAGCUCCUCGAUGAUCAGGUUGAUUCCAUUGUGCUUGCAGAGGCUGAACUGGUAAGAAAAUCCAUCGAGGCUUGUGAUUCGAGGCAUGAAGCUCCUUGUGUCACUUUUGUUUCCAAGAUGUUUGCUGUUCCAUUGAAAAUGCUCCCAAGGGAUUCACAUGGAAUGAUUAUAUAUGGUCCAGGUGAAGAAAGCGGAGAGGGGGAGUCAAGUGAGUGUUUCCUUGCAUUUGCUAGGGUCUUCAGUGGAGUCCUUUAUUUGGGACAGAGGGUUUUUGUGCUUUCGGCUUUAUAUGAUCCAUUAAAAGGGGAAUCAAUGCAGAAGCAUGUGCAGGAGGCUGAGUUGCAAUCCUUGUAUCUAAUGAUGGGUCAAGGCUUAAAACCAGUGGCUUCUGUGAAGGCAGGGAAUGUUGUGGCAAUUCGAGGCCUUGGUCAGCACAUACUGAAAAGUGCAACUCUGUCAUCCACAAAGAACUGCUGGCCUUUCUCAAGUAUGAUAUUCCAGGUUGCACCAACUCUCAGAGUUGCAAUUGAACCGUCUGAUCCAGCAGAUAUUGGUGCAGUUUUGAAAGGUUUAAAGCUUCUGAAUCGGGCAGACCCAUUUGUAGAGGUUACUUUUUCUGCUAGGGGCGAGCAUGUACUGGCUGCUGCAGGAGAAGUUCAUCUGGAAAGAUGCAUAAAGGAUUUGAAAGAGAGGUUUGCGAAAGUAAGCUUGGAAGUCUCUCCACCUCUUGUGUCCUACAAAGAGACCAUCGAGGGAGAGGUGACGCACAUGCCAGAGAAUUUGAAAUCUUUCAAUGGGGGAUUGGAGUAUGUUGAGAAGACAACACCAAAUGGUAGAUGUGUAGUUCGGGUGCAUAUCAUGAAGCUUCCACCUGCUUUAACUAAGGUGCUUGAUGAAAGUUCGGAUUUGCUUGCAAAUAUUGUUGGAUCUAAGUCUGGGCAAACCAACAAAAGUUUGGAAACUCUGAGACCAAGCAUUGUAGAAGAUGAGAAUCCAAUUGAAGUGCUUAAGAAACGCAUAAUGGAUGCGGUGGAUAAAGAUAUUUUGUCAAUGACUGAGAUUGACAAGGAACGGGCUGACAAAAGUAGAGCGAAGUGGCUAAAGCUUCUCAGGAGAAUUUGGGCACUCGGGCCUAGGCAUAUUGGUCCAAAUUUCCUUUUUGUCCCAGAUUUCAAAAGAAAGGGUGCCGACAACUCUGUUCUUAUACAUGGUUCCUCCUAUGUAUCAGAGAGAUUGGGCUUCGUGGGUGAUUCUAUUGAUGGUGGCCCAGCUGCUGAGACAUCUUCAGAAGCAACUCAAGUAUUAUCAAUGGAAGCAGAGCGUCUUGAGAGUAGUGUUGUAUCUGGGUUUCAACUUGCUACAGCAGCCGGACCCUUAUGUGAUGAACCCAUGUGGGGUUUGGCAUUUGUUGUUGAGGCUUACAUUUCACCAUUUUGUGGGCAGGCCGAUGAGUCUGAAACUUCUCACCAACAACCUGAGCAGCAUGGCAUCUUCACAGGGCAGGUUAUUGCAGCUGUCAAAGAUGCUUGUAGGGCGGCUGUGCUUCAGAAGAAGCCAAGACUCGUGGAAGCCAUGUACUUUUGUGAGUUGAACACCCCUCCCGAACAUUUAGGUCCCAUGUAUGCAGUGCUUGGUCGAAGACGGGCCCGGGUGAGCAAGGAAAUAAUGCAGGAAGGUUCACCACUGUUCACUGUGCAUGCAUAUGUGCCAGUUUCUGAAAGCUUUGGCUUUGCAGAUGAGCUUAGAAGAUGGACUUCUGGAGCUGCUAGUGCUCUUCUCGUGCUUAGUCACUGGGAAGCACUUCCUGAGGAUCCUUUCUUUAUACCCAAAACAGAGGAGGAAAUUGAAGAGUUUGGAGAUGGGUCUAGUGUGCCUCCAAAUACAGCCAGGAAGCUCAUCGAUGCUGUGAGACGACGGAAAGGCCUUCCUGUGGAGGAUAAAGUAGUCCAGCAUGCAACAAAGCAGAGGACCUUGGCUCGUAAAGUGUAGAAUGUGUUGUAUUAUUAGCUCUUAUGAAAACUAACUCCAUUCAUCACAUCAUAUUUAUAAAUGGAAAAAAAAAAAAAAAAAGGUCUGUUUUUGUCAUUGGCCAUAAGAAAUAUCUAAGGCAGUCAGUACUCACGAUUGAUCGGGGGGAAAAUAUAGACUCUAAGCUUAAAAUCAAGUUUCUGCUUGAGUUUGAUCUACUCUUUUUCUGUCAAAUGUUGCAUCUCAUGAUAAAUAUUUCCUGAGAAAUUUCACAUCAACCGGUUUUUCAUUUCACACCCCACACCUUACGUUUAGUAACAAGUGAACCGUUCACCUCUUUCGCCUGAACAUUCCUCUUUUCCAUUCAAAAUCGUUGCCCUCUUUUCUAUACGAAAACCCUCGAAUUGCCGCCAGAUUCUACAAUCGUCGCCCUUUUCCUCACGAAAUCGUCUCCUUCCUCUUCUCCAUACGAAAUAUUUGCAAAUCGUGGCCCUCUUCUCCAAUCGUUGCCAAGCUUCUUCCCGAAA